Molecule: messenger RNA, 492 nt
Organism: Helobdella robusta
Lineage: Eukaryota; Metazoa; Annelida; Clitellata; Rhynchobdellida; Glossiphoniidae
Exons: 2
Coding region: 1-492 (163 amino acids)
Source: RefSeq, a predicted model, not a curated record
AUGUGUUUGGAGCACAUCCAUGAUGUUGGUACAUCUGUAUUUGCACUAUAUGCAGAUAACCGACGCCCUGCAGGAGCUGCUUUGGAGCAGGCUAAAAAUAUGUUGGAUGCUGACUUCGGCCAUUUCAACGUGGAAUUCGCCGUUCGAUUUUCACGCUUUUCACUGUCUAAACGUCGCAUUCGCCCGCUCGUGAUUCGCACGCCUUAUAGCAUCUCAACGUCGAAUUCGACGUGCGGGUUUCUCACGAUUUAUAAUUUCGAACGUCUGGACGUCGUAUUCGCUAUUCGCCCAUUCGAGAUUCGCACGCCUUAUAGCAUCUCAACGUCUAUUUCGCCGUGCGGCCUCACGCUUUAUAGCAUUAACACGUUCAAUUGGCCGUGUGGAUUUUUCACGCCUUAUAGCAUCUCAACGGCGUGUUCGCCGUGCGAAUCCGCACGCCUUAUAGCACUGACCUUUUUUAUAACUUGUAACUAUUAUUAUGUCUCAUUCUAG